AUGGCCACUAACAUCUCUAGAUCUCAAAAAACGUAUACACUCAACACAUCUAAGACCAUUCCAGCUAUUGGCUUGGGAACUUGGAAAUCUUCGGAUGAAGACGUUUAUAAAGCUGUUCUUGCUGCCAUUGAAACUGGUUAUCGACACAUUGACACUGCUGCGUGUUACGGGAAUGAAAAGCCAAUAGGUGAUGCCAUUCGUGACUCCAAAAUUCCUCGAGACCAACUCUUUGUCACCACCAAAGUAUGGUGCACUGACCACACUAGAGUCAGGCAGGCUUUGGACACUUCGCUCGAGAAGUUGGGUCUUGAUUACGUGGACUUGUACUUGAUGCACUGGCCUGUGCCUUUGAACCCCAAUGGGAACCACCCUAACUUCCCUACCCUUGAGAAUGGAAAGAGAGAUAUUUUAAAAGACUGGGACUUCAUUAAAACUUACGAGCAAUUGCAGGACGUAUUAACGACUUCGAAAACUAAGGCUAUUGGUGUAUCCAACUUCACGAUUACGAACUUGAAGAAGCUAUUGGAGGCCCCAGGUGUCACAGUGGUUCCGGCCACUAACCAGGUUGAAUUGCAUCCAUAUUUGCCUCAGCCCAAAUUGGUCCAGUUCUGUAAGGAUAAUGGAAUUGUUGUAGAGGCUUACAGUCCAUUAGGAUCCACUGAUUCCCCAUUAUUGCUGGACGAGAUUGUGGCUGAUAUUGCUAAGAAGAAUAACGUGAGUCCUGCGACUAUUCUUAUUUCCUGGGCCCUUUGGAGAGGUACAGUUGUCUUGCCCAAAUCUGUUACUCCAUCACGUAUUUCUUCCAAUUUUGAAGUAAUUGAGCUUUCUGAUGAAGACGGGAAGCAGUUAAAUGAUUUGUGGAGCAUUAGAGGCGUUUCCAGACUCGUGCAACCAGACUGGUCCCCGUUGGUCGUUUUUGAUUCUGAUGAGUGA
Molecule: messenger RNA, 933 nt
Organism: Sungouiella intermedia
Lineage: Eukaryota; Fungi; Ascomycota; Pichiomycetes; Serinales; Metschnikowiaceae
Source: the annotation of a GenBank genome assembly